AUGUGGGACUGGAUUGAUUACCAAGAAGAAGAGAAUAAAGAGCAGGAUUUUAAACUGGAUUUUAAGCCUGUUACAAGAACUAAAGAUCCACUAGCAGGAGAUGAACCUGUUGAGGUGGAUAGUGAGAGUGAUAGUGAGGAAGGGGAUUUGUAUCCAGAUGAAGAUGCUCUUUUUGAGAAAAAGGUGAAGACAUAUCAAAAAGAUGCUGAAGCUGCAGUAGGAUUCCCAGAAGAAAAGCAGGAGUAUGAGUCUUCCCCUUGUAUGGAUGAUGUGCUUGAGGAAUAUGAGAGUCAUACCAAAGGAAAGGCUCUCAAGCCUAUCAAGAAAGGAAUAGGCAUCAUGCUUCAUGGUGAUCCUAAAUUCUUUGAUGAAACUCAAGUUGAUGGUUAAAAUUUAAGUAUUACCUAAAUGUAUUAACCCUUUCUUCAAUCCUGG
Moneuplotes crassus is the source of this 435-nucleotide messenger RNA. NCBI's taxonomy places the organism in Eukaryota, Ciliophora, Spirotrichea, Euplotida, Euplotidae. The record is from the annotation of a GenBank genome assembly.